This is a messenger RNA of Sphaeroforma arctica JP610, 303 nucleotides long. RefSeq lists its product as hypothetical. The record is from RefSeq and is a predicted model, not a curated record. Lineage: Eukaryota; Ichthyosporea; Ichthyophonida. The transcript is spliced from 2 exons. The coding region runs from base 1 to 303 and encodes 100 amino acids.
AUGCGAGCAUCGUCUGAAUCAGGCAUACAACCCUCGAUUGAAGCAGAAGGCAAUAACGAGCAAACUCUGACCUCCACAAUAACUCAGAGUGCAGGCGCUGCAAACAAUGGUCGUUUACAGCUUGUGGCUGAUGACGAUGACGUGAAUUUGGACGGAGACUUCUACGAUGAUGAUGAGGCGAUGUCUUGGUGUACUGAAGGAGGAAAAGGAGCGAAAGAGGUGGUAUACAAUCAACAGAUUCAAGCAGAAAAAAAAUCUGGGCGUAAGGCAAGACCACCGAUUGGAUUAGCGAAGGAAGUAUAA